This is a messenger RNA of Fusarium verticillioides 7600, 1674 nucleotides long. RefSeq lists its product as hypothetical. The transcript has 6 exons. The record is from RefSeq and is a predicted model, not a curated record. The coding region runs from base 1 to 1596 and encodes 531 amino acids. Gene Ontology annotation, biological process: transmembrane transport; carbohydrate transport. Gene Ontology annotation, molecular function: carbohydrate:proton symporter activity. Lineage: Eukaryota; Fungi; Ascomycota; Sordariomycetes; Hypocreales; Nectriaceae. Gene Ontology annotation, cellular component: membrane.
AUGCUUGGGAACAAAUCUUUCACUAUCAACGGGGCCGCCUGCGGCGCUGAGGCUCUAGUCUUAGCCCUCAUCACCUCUCUUGGAGGAUUCCUCUUUGGAUAUGAUACUGGUCAAAUCUCGGCUAUGCUUCUAUUCAGAGACUACGUCGAUCGUUUUGCUCAAACAGACGAUGACGGCAGGAAAUACUGGGUCCCCGCCAUCCAAGGUAUCCUUGUGUCACUUAUGAGCAUCGGAUGUCUCAUUGGAGCCUUGUCAGGAUCUUACACGGCAGAUUGGUACGGUAGAAGAUGGAGUCUUACCAUUUUCGUCGUCAUCUUCCUCCUCGGCAACGUCAUCCAAAUCACGGCCAUGUACUCGUGGGUUCACAUGAUGAUAGGCCGUCUCAUCGCCGGUCUUGGUGUCGGUGCCUUGUCCAUCGGCGUCCCCAUGUUCCAGAGUGAGUGUGCACCGCGUGAAAUCCGCGGCGCUGUCGUGUCGUCAUAUCAACUCAUGAUCUGCUUCGGCAUUCUCAUCUCAAACAUCGUCAACUAUGGCGUACGUGAGAUUGAAGACAGUGAUGCGUCAUGGAGAAUUGUUAUCGCCAUUGAGAUGGCAUUCUCGAUUCCUCUUGGGCUAGGGGUUUUGGCUUGCCCUGAGUCGCCUAGAUGGCUUGCCAUGAGAGAGGAUUGGGAUGGUGUGAGGACAUCGCUCGCGAGAUUAAGGGGAAUGGUGAGUGAUGUGAAAAAUCCAAUUGUUGAGGAUAAUAUUCAGGAGAUGAGGAUUCUGCUUGAGGAGGAGCGAAAGGUUGGGCAGGGAAGUUGGUUGGAAUGUUUUGGUGUGCGCAACAAGGGACCGAAGGUGCUGUACCGAACACUCCUUGGAAUGGCUGUGCAGUUCUUCCAGCAGUGGACUGGUGCCAACUAUUUCUUCUACUACGGAGCCACUAUCUUUGAGUCCGCCGGCAUUGACGACCCCAUUCUCGUCCAACUAAUCCUCGGCGCAAUCAACGUCGGAAUGACCUUCUUCGGCAUCUACUCUGCAGAGAAGUUCGGUCGUCGCUGGCCCCUCAUCAUCGGCGGCUUGUGGCAGACAGCUUGGCUUCUCAUCUUUGCAUCUGUCGGAACAGCCAUUGACCCUGAGGGCAGCAGUACCAGCGGCAUCGUCAUGAUUAUUUCCGCUUGCAUGUUCAUCGCCUCCUUCGCUGUCAGUUGGGGUCCACUCGGCUGGGUCGUUGUUGGAGAAGUCUUUCCCUUACGCACUCGUGCCAAGCAGGCUUCGUUGGCUACUGCAAGCAACUGGCUUGCAAAUUUCCUCAUCAGCUUCCUCACUCCCUUCGCUGAUGCUGGUAUCUCUUACGCCUUUGGCUAUGUGUUCGCCGGCAUGAAUCUGAUUGGCACUGUCAUUGUAUACUUCUUCCUAUACGAGUCAAAGACUUUGAGUCUUGAGCAUAUCGACAUGAUGUACUGUCUGCCUGACCUCAAGGCAUGGGAAAGUGCGAAGUGGACGCCACCCGGGUAUGUCACCCGUGAGAAGAAGGAUGAGUCUUACUUUGAGGAGAUGGCUGCUGGGAAGGAUGCAGAGAAGGUUGUUGUUCAUAGCGACAGUGGGGUUGAGUGAGAUGGAACAUGGGUGAGAUACGCUUUUAUUGGAGGAAUGGUAGAUACAAUAAGUGUACAAUAUAGAUGAAUACUAGAA